AGUAUGCUAAUGAGGUUCAUAGACCAUUUCCAAGGACUUGGAGUUGGUUGUUUUCGCCUUUCUCUCCAAGAUGCCGAAUCGAGCCACUCCAGUCGUAAGCGUCAGAUCGGCGCGUUGCUCUGCAAUAAUGAUUCUCAUCUUGGGAAUCUUAUUCGACCUUACUGCAUCUGUCUACUUUGGAUUUAAUAUAUAUUUUUACCUUAGCACGUCGUACGCUUUCCAGCUUUCCAGUAUGGGUGCUGGUGGGAAAUUAUACUGGAGAUGGGGAUACCCCCUACUCAUUGGUACCUUGAUUCAGGUCACUGGGUGUGUUGGAUUAUGUGCAAGCAAUCCAAGGCGUUUACGAAACAAGUGCCGAACAGCCACAUUUUGCAUCUUCUCCAUCGUCCUCAUUGGAUUUGAAUCCUACAUCAUUGAUGCGUUUAAGCUUGAAUUGACAGUGUUCAUUAGGAAUUUUAAAGCUGGUGCGUGUAACGAAAUCUACUGCUAUGUCUACCUGUCGUCGUAUGGUUCUUUCGUAUUCCUUGCUGCUUUGAUUCUAAUAAAUUGUAUCUGGUGUGUGAUCUGUUGCUUGGGGUCGUUAUUUUGCAUGCCUGGUGAGCACCCUAGAGCACAGGACGGAGAACAGCAGUGGUCCCCCAACCAAUCCCACAAUGCAAGGCAAUAUGCCAAUGCAGGGAAAUGCACCCAUGGCAUGUGGCAGUGGCUCCUCCCUCUAUCCCAAAGUUCCAGGAAACAUGCAAUCUAUGCAAGGUUCUGCGACACCCAUGGCACAAGCCACAUCCGGAGAAAAGAAUGCCAAAUGAAAACCCUUCGUUCAGCAGAAGUAGUCACGAGAGGCACAGUCAUGAAAGAGUGUAGCUAGAACAUAGUAGAUCCCGGGAACGGUCCUCUAGAAUGCUAGGUGGCACAUUCUAUAUUUUGCAGGAUAUUGUAGUUGCCUUUAUACCCUGUGUAACAUCAAUACGUAAUUUGUCUUAUACAGCUGUUAAAAAAAGCUGGUAAAGUUUUCCCCUGCAUGUUGCAUGUUGCAUGUUGCAUGUUGCAUGUUGCAUGUUGCAUGUUGCAUGUUGCAUGUCGAUUCUUAAUUGCUUUCAAUUUGCUACAUCACCCAUAGUGUAUUUCGUUCUUGACAUGCCACACAGAACCAAGCAAAACCUUCACUGGCUAGAUCGACAUCUUUUUCGAAAAAGCAGUAUUUUCAUUGUAGAAUAGAAAAAAUAUAAUACCUUAUCUAUCCACGAACUACUUAGAAGUUUAUAGAAGAGUGUUUCUUUUUCGUAAAGCGUUAGUCAAUAAAUAUAAACGAUAUAAACCGAUGACCUAGUUUUAUGCACGAACAUAUUUGUCUUAAACAAUACAGUGCACACACACACAAAAAAAACGCUUUUAAUUUUAGAUAGCAUCUUCUGCGAUUCUAGUAUAGUUGGCAGCAGACUUUUUUUUUUUUGCUGCUGUUGUAAAAUCAGGAUUGUAAGACACAUUUAUUGAAAAAACAAUAAACUUCCUCAAGUUGUAACUGA
Actinia tenebrosa (Australian red waratah sea anemone) is the source of this 1523-nucleotide messenger RNA. RefSeq lists its product as uncharacterized. The record is from RefSeq and is a predicted model, not a curated record. NCBI's taxonomy places the organism in Eukaryota, Metazoa, Cnidaria, Anthozoa, Actiniaria, Actiniidae.